Molecule: messenger RNA, 6448 nt
Organism: Pseudophryne corroboree (corroboree frog)
Lineage: Eukaryota; Metazoa; Chordata; Amphibia; Anura; Myobatrachidae
Gene: TUT7
Product: terminal uridylyl transferase 7
Exons: 29
Coding region: 324-4823 (1499 amino acids)
Molecular function (GO): nucleic acid binding; zinc ion binding; RNA uridylyltransferase activity
Source: RefSeq, a predicted model, not a curated record
AGGCUGCACGCAUGGCAUAACAGUUGGCAGGCCGCAGGUUAGGUUAUGAACUAGGUGCUAUCACUGUUAAUAUUUCAGAGUGGAAACUUUAGUACAUACUGCUGCUAUUCGACGCUUCACCCCUGGGGGAUGGCAGUGGCUAGAUCCACUUCAACAUUCGCACCUUCUGACAACCACUGUGGGGCAGUUUCACAGGCAGAGGGAAUACAAGUCACUUGCCGUAGCUCUUGGGUUGCCGGUAGGCAGAGUGAACAGGAUGAACAUAAACUGCACUUAAUAGACUCUCUGGCUGGAAGAGCUUACCUCAGUGUCCCCAGCUUUAGAUGGAACGUGUGAAAAUGGGAGAUGCUGCCAAGCAAGUCAGAGGCAGGGAAAUAAUGGAUGAAGAUGAUUUAAAGAGAAGUCCUGCCAAGCUAUCUUAUUUGGGCUAUGAUGGCUAUGGAAAGAAGGUAGAAAGAGACUCUCCGAGGCCGAAACCUAUCACAAUAAUUUACAGCAGCAAUUCCAGGAACGGGCCGCAUCAGAAUGCUGUAAAAAAAUUCAGCCCUGGUGGGCGAGAGGGCACUAAUCAUAGGGAUAGUGUCAAACAUGAGCAGCGAAACAAUUGUGAUAACUGGAGGGAGUUCCGACGGCAGACCUAUAACCGAUCAAGGAACAAUUCGACUAACGAGCCAGGAGAUGGCAGCAGGCGGCAGGACUUUGGGGAGAGACGUAAUCAAAUUGGAAGAAGACAAAAUCACAAAGAUGCUGCCAUUGGAGAUCUGCAUGGUGUUCGUCCUGAAGUCUCUGAGUCACUGUCCCAUGGGAAAGUAAAGCAUGAGAGACAUCGUCAGCAAGAGCAAGAUGAAGAGGACUGUCUGGAAAGCCCAAUUGUAGAUGAGUCAGCGUUGUCCAAAAAGGAGCUGCUGGGGCUACAGCAAGCAGAGGAGCGCUUGAAGCGGGACUGUAUUUACAGAUUGAAACGGCGUCCUAGAAAGUAUCCUACAGCUGCUUAUACCUGCAAGCUCUGUGAUGCCCUUGUUGACUCUAUAUCAUCUGCUCAUAAACAUAUUAAAGAAAAAAGGCACAGGAGAAAUCUAAAGGAAAAAAGGGAAGAAGAACUGCUGACAACACUGCCGCCACCAACACUGCCGCAGAUACAAGCAAUAGAUAUUGCGAUUAGUAAAAUAGUACAGGACCAUGGAUUACAUGAAGAUGACUUUGCGAAGAGACAGUCCAUUAUAACUGCCAUGGAAUCGCUCAUGAAAGAGAAACUCCCAGGGUGCUCUCUGCGGCUUUACGGAUCCUCCUGCAGCAGAAUGGGUUUUACAAAUUCAGACCUGAACAUAGAUAUUCAGUUUCCUGCAUACAUGGCUCAACCAGAUGUUCUUUUGUUAGUUCAAGAAAGUCUGAAACAAAGUGAUUUGUUCACAGACUUUGAUGCUGAUUUCCACGCCAGAGUGCCUGUAGUAGUCUGCAGAGAAAAACAAAGUGGCCUCCUGUGCAAAGUGAGUGCAGGCAAUGAAAACGCUUGUCUUACCACCAACCUUCUGGCUACAUUGGGCACAUUAGAGUCAAGGCUCCUGCCUCUGGUGGUGGCAUUCCGGUACUGGGCAAAGCUGUGUGGUAUUGACAGACCUGAAGAAGGUGGCUUACCACCAUAUGCGGCAGCUCUGAUGGUUGUGUUUUUCCUUCAGCAAAGAAAGGAACCUGUUCUUCCUGUCUAUCUGGGGUCAUGGAUGGAAGGCUUUACAAUUUCUAAACUGGGGAACUUUACUCUGAGAGAACCUGUGAGAGAUUACGUGAUUUGGGAGCACAGCACUACAGGACCUACAGGACAUGGCGAGGCUCUUAAAGACUGUUCUACUAAGGGGAAGGCUCCACUUGUCUUUGAUGCAGAAAAACAAUGCUCUGCCUCUGUAGGUCAGCUGUGGGUUGAUCUGCUAAGAUUUUAUGCCCUGGAGUUCAAUAUGGCUGACCUUGUUGUUAGUAUUCGUGUUAAAGAGAAGAUUUCAAGGGAAUUGAAGGACUGGCCCAAGAAAAGAAUCGCUGUAGAAGAUCCAUACUCUGUAAAGAGGAAUAUUGCAAGAUCCAUGAACAGCCAAUUGGUUUACGAGUACAUGCUUCACUGUCUGAAGGCAACAUAUAAAUAUUUUGCCAUGCCCCAAAACAGAUCUGGAAAAUCAAAUGCUAGGAAACCCACUGAGUCUGGGACAUCUGCUGACCAUGAAGGUGUACCAGCUGGUACUGCUUCUGUGAAGAUACCACAUUUAAUCACAGCUGAGAAAAUAAGUAGGAAAUUGGAAGACUUGACCAUUGAUGACCAUGAUGCCACUUCAGGACAAUCUGUCAUUAGUCAUGACCAUGGUAGUUUAGGCCAUAAAGAGUUAGACAGCACAGUGAAGAAAAAAUUAGUUUAUGAAACCUAUCCAGAUACUACUCUUGAAGAUGCUGAUUGUGCAGUGGAGGAAGUUAUUUUAUGUGACCCUGAAGACUCUUUACAGAGUUGUGAAGAACCAGAGAGUCCUCAUGAAGAGUCUGAUGAUGACCAUUCUUUUAGGGAGGAUGAAAGACAAAGUAAAUAUAUCUUGAUUGAUCAAGGCUUUGAUGAAGAUAGUGAUAAUGGAGAGGCAGCCAUGGCAGGCAAUGAAGAAACAGACAGUCUGUCUGAUUUUGAAGGUGGUGUUGUGGCUGAAGGUGAAGACUUUGGUUUGGAAGGCAGUGGCAUAUAUAUAGAAAGGGUUGACGUGGAUCAGGAGAGCACAGAAGGUACAGAUGAACUAGAGGAAAUGCUCAAUGACUUCACAAAUCCAGAUUUGGCAGCAGUAAAUAUUUCAGCUGAUGAUGAAGACGAUGAAGAAACUAGUUUGACUUUGAACCACAGAGAGCAUUUAGAUAGUCUCAUAACUGAUGAGGAACUAGAGAAUUACGCUGGCUCAGUAGGUGAUCUGGUGUCUGAAGAUGAUCAGGCUGGCACUCUAAAAGACAUUGCGGAUAUUUCAGACACUGGCCUUUUGAAUGCUGAAGAUGCUAAGAUAUUGAUGGCAGUUGACAGCUGUUUGUUUUAUGAAUUCAAUAAACCGACUUUCACAAAAGGCAAGCUACCCACAGUUGUGUGUUACUUGUGUAAGAGAGAAGGACAUCUAAAGAAAGACUGUCCAGAAGACUUCAAAAAGAUUGAACUAGAACCUCUGCCACCACUCACUUCGAAAUUCCAACAGCUUUUGGAUCAAGUGUGUAUGCAGUCUUAUGAGGAUUUUGCUCCUACUGCAUUAGAAGACAAGGCACGUGAACUUAUAAGACAGGAUCUGGAAGACUUUAUCAGGCGUGAAUUUCAGGGUGCCAGGCUUAGCUUGUUUGGGUCAUCAAAGAAUGGCUUUGGCUUUAAACAGAGUGAUCUAGAUAUCUGCAUGACAUUUGAUGGUCUUGAAACUGCUGAGGAACUAGAUUGCAUAUGGACUAUUGAAGAGUUGGCAAGACAUCUUAAAAAGCAUCAAGGGUUGAGGAACAUCCUUUCCAUUACCACAGCUAAAGUGCCAAUUGUAAAGUUUUAUCAUGUAAGAAGUAGCCUUGAAGGAGACAUCAGUUUGUACAACACUCUGGCUCUUCAUAACACUCACCUUUUGGCUUCCUUUGCUGCUAUCGACCCUAGAGUCAAAUACCUCUGUUACAUUAUGAAAGUGUUCACCAAGAUAUGUGACAUCGGUGAUGCUUCACGAGGCAGUCUGUCUUCAUAUGCAUAUACCCUUAUGGUGCUGUACUUCCUUCAACAGAGAAACCCACCUGUUAUACCUGUCCUCCAAGAGAUUUGCACAGAUGGCCAUAAGCCUGAAAUACUUGUUGAUGGCUGGAAUGUGUAUUUCUUUGCCAAGUUGGAAGAGUUGGAAAAGUAUUGGCCAGAUUAUGGGAAGAACAAGGAAUCUGUAGGUGAACUUUGGUUGGGCCUCCUUCGAUUUUAUACAGAAGACUUUGAUUUUAAAGAACAUGUCAUCUCGAUCAGAAGGAAAAGCUUGCUGACUACUUUUAAAAAACAAUGGACAUCCAAGUAUAUUGUUAUUGAAGAUCCUUUUGACUUGAACCACAACCUUGGUGCUGGGUUAUCCAGGAAGAUGACAAAUUUUAUAAUGAAAGCUUUUAUUAAUGGAAGACGUGUUUUUGGCACCUCAAUUAAAGGAAUCCCUAAAGAAUAUCCAUCAAAAAUGGAAUAUUUCUUUGAUCCAGAUGUUUUGACUGAAGGUGAAGUUGCUCCAAAUGACAGAUGCUGUCGAAUUUGUGGCAAAAUUGGACAUUUUAUGAAAGACUGCCCUAUGAGAAGAAAAGUGAGGAGGCGGAACCAUGAACACGCUAUAAACCAAAGAUAUCCAGAAAAACGACAACAAAGAAAAAUGGAGGAUAAGGACGUAAGUAGGAGCAGUGAAGGAGAUGGCUCUGGUGUAGAGGGAAGGCAGCUGUACACCACUCCUAAAAAGCCUCAACAGGGAGUAAGAGGCUCAUAUGAUGCCUGCAGAGAAAGGACGCCUAGACAUUCUGCUGAAAGGUGGAAGAGACAAGAUGACCGCGAGAUGAGGGAGAAGCGCUGCUUCAUUUGUGGAAAAGAAGGCCACAUCAAGAAAGAUUGCCCUCAAUACAAAGGGGCAACAGGUAGUCCUAGGUCUGACGUAUUGUGUGGAUCUCCAUCUGCAUCAAGUCCGCAGAAACAGCAGGCAAGGUUUAUCCAGGUUGUACCACUACAAGAUGAAAAAAAGAAACAGAAGAUGUCUUUCAGUCCUCAGUCAGGCAGCCUUUCCAGUAAAUACAUGUCUCAGGGAAAAGCCUCACAGAAGAGGGCACAACAGGACUCUUAAGAGUGAAAGCAUACUGCCGGAGAUGGAGUCUUAGGCCGUCCAUGUAUAUGCCUAUUUGUUUUUGAAAUGAAGUUUACGUUAAGGAAAGCAUCCAUGUUCACAGAACAGCAGCAGUGAAAUUAUAUUGGACAGGAUUGAUAUUUGGGAACUUUUUCUUUUAAAUUUUCUUUUUUUAAUUUCAAUAGGAAAUGGAAACUUUAAAGUUUUUUGAAGCAUUGUGUUUUAAUGUGUAACUCUUACCGUGGGCACCUGUUCUUAAUUUAUUUUUUAUUUGAAAAUUUUAACUCCCCCCAGAAACCUGUACCUAUAAUACAAGGAGAAAGUUGGACGAUUUGGGAUGCCCCCUACCACCUACACCAUUUUAAUUGCAGCACAGCUUUAACAUUCUCUACAUAUAUUGCACCAUGUAAUAGAGAUUCCUUGUUUUCUUUUUACAGAAAUGAAAUAUUUUUGAAAGGUAAAUUAUAUUUAUUGAUUUUUGUCAGGAAUCCUUGUGUUAAAUUGUUUAAAGCUUAAACAAUUUGUGGACAGCUGCUGUAUUUACAACCUGGUUUUAUUAUGGUCUGUGGAUAGCUUGAUUUUCCUUUCUAUGUAAAUACCUCAUUGGAUAGAAUUGUUGCAGAUCCCCCUCCCCCCCUCUUCUGUGUGAUUAUUUCUUAUGUAUGUAUCAUUUCUCUACAUCCUGCAAAGCGCUCUGGAUUUAUUUGCAUGAAGCGUGACCCUAAAUACGAGUUGUUCCUGAAUGUUGCUGCUAAUUUAUUUUUAUUUUUUACAUUUUUUUUUUUGUCCAUGAAAUGUGACAAAAGAAAGUGGCGUGUAGCGUAGGGUAAAAAAAUGGAGAAAACCAUGAAACAAUCGCAGGAAGCUUUUCAUUAAGUCAGACUUGCAAUAAAUCAACAAACUUUUAUGAGUUAUCUCCUAUAAACAGUGCUGUGGAAAUAUUCCAAGCUGCAGCACCUACAGUACAUGAGCAGAAACAUGGCUACCUACUAAUACAACUACUAUUAUAUGUAAUAUUUCAGCAAAACUAUGAUGUAUUGACAUACAAGUAUUGUGUUAUUCUAGAUACAAAAUUAAAUCUGCCCUUUUUUAAUUGAAUUUUUAAUUUGUCUUUUGAGAAUCUGUUACCCAAAUAAAUAUUUCUGGGUUUUCUCACUAUUUUAACGCCCAACUAAAAAAAAGUAAAAUUUUUAAUUACUUUUUUUAUAUGAUGAGAUUCCUACAUUUGCUGCUACUGUAUUAAUGCAUGCAAACCUACACAACUGUUCUUCAGCAAUAUGGCCUCGGGGUGGCUCAGACGAUUUCAGAUAGGAUUGGCUAGAACCUGUCAGGAGUUGUACAUCUUUAGCUAAUUGAGGGCUCUGUUUCAGCUUACUGUUCAGAAAAGUGCAAGUGCAAUCACCAGUGGCCUUAACAGUUGGUUACAUUGUACCCAAAAUUUGUGUGCAUUAUUGGAAACUAGCCACAGAUUAGUUUUUGUGUUUUUCCUCUAUCCCAAUGAUUUUUCUUUUGAACAUUGUAAUUGCAUUUCUAGUUUUCUUGUUACCUCUUGCUUCAUUGGCUUAAAAGCAAAGAACUGUCUGGGGAAAUAACUGAUUAAAUCUUUGUGCUUCCUUCAUAAAUUA